AUGCAUUAUUCUCCAUUAGUUGAAACAGAUUCUACUUUCCAUCAUUCAAACACGACUAUUGAUUCAAUUGAUAAUAAUCAUCAUAUUCGAACUGAUCGUAAUGAUUAUUUAUGUCGUAUGUGCAAAAAUCAAUUAAUUAAAAAACAACAAACUAAUCAUACACCAAUUGAAUGUCUUAGUCAACGAUGUGAAUUAUUAGAAGAUGAAGUUGUUCAACUUAAAGAUCGUGAUAUGAAAUCACGUUUACAAAUAAAACAACUUGAAAAUAAAAUAAUGGCAUUAGAAGAUGCAAUAAAAGGAUUGACAACACCAAAAGAACCACUUGCAACUCCGUUUAGUUUGGGUGUAGCACACAAACUUCGACAACAAUUGAAUAAAUCAAAUUCUGAAGAGAAACCUGCAAGUAAAUCAGAUAUCAACUAUGAUCAUAUUUUACAACCAAAGAAGACAAAUAGUCGAGAACGUGUCGGACUUUUUGGAAGUCUUGGUGCAUCAUCUCAACAGCGUUAA
Rotaria sp. Silwood2 is the source of this 510-nucleotide messenger RNA. The record is from the annotation of a GenBank genome assembly. NCBI's taxonomy places the organism in Eukaryota, Metazoa, Rotifera, Eurotatoria, Philodinida, Philodinidae.